Trichomonas vaginalis G3 is the source of this 681-nucleotide messenger RNA. RefSeq lists its product as uncharacterized. The transcript has a single exon. The record is from RefSeq and is a predicted model, not a curated record. Lineage: Eukaryota; Parabasalia; Trichomonadida; Trichomonadidae. The coding region runs from base 1 to 681 and encodes 226 amino acids.
AUGUUCCUUAGAGACCUUUGGUUGUUCUUGAAUGGAGCUGUAUUAACAUCAACUGUUCUAUCCAUGAUAUUUGGCAGAAGAUAUCCAUAUCUAUUCUUCGUUUCAUACUUAUGUAUAAUUUUGUUGUAUUCAUUAGUUAUAUAUCUUAAUGCAAGAAACAUAAGAGAUCUCAGACAAUUGAAAUCAUACUUAUGGAAGAAUGAUUCAUUCCAUAUUCUCGUAAUUACACUUGUAUUUGCCUUAUUUACAAUUAUACAACCAAUUUGGAUAUUUGCAUACGGAUUUUCUGCAUUUUAUCAACUUCUCAAUUUUGUUGUUUCGCUUUAUAACGGAGUUCAGGAAGAUCAGGUUCCAAAAUUGAUUCAGUACUUAAGAAAGUUUAACCAAAUUCUUACAAAUCCACCAUUGGCACGAAGCUUAUUAGUGAGACUCGAAUUAUUUACAAUGUUGGGAAUUAGAUACCCUAAUGUACUCAUAACAAUGGCUUUACAGAUUGGUUACUUAGUAUUUGGUGUUCUCUUUAGAUACGCAACGGACGAUAUCCAUAGAAUGUAUUGGGCACAAUGGAAGACUACACUUUUGGGAUUAAGUCAGAGAUUCCCGGCCAUUAGCUCAAUCGUGAACGCAGUAAUCCGUAACUUUGAGAAUUUUGGCGUACUUGCCUAUAGAUUGUACCAAUAA